AUGCUCUCAGACAACGAGCAGCUUCAGCCUACCCAUGUGCAGCUGGAUAUCGCAACAAACCAAGCUCGAACCUAUUGGCAUCAGCUUGCCGAGGAGGUUAUUGCAGACCAUGAAGGUGGAGUCCUUCUCGGAUCAAGUGUUUUACAGAACCUGCUUUGCAGAGUCCCUUCUAUACCUACUCAGCCCCUGGCCGUCAAUGAGGUACUUUCCUCCGAUACCACCACGAAAUCAGUUUUGGCUGCUGCAUCAUCAACAAUGCGCGUGGUUGAGCCAGGGGGAUGCGAAGUCGGAGGCAAAUCAAAAGAAAAUAGAGCAACCUUGCUGAUCGGCAUCCAGACGCCAACCACCUGUCAGUUUUCUGGAGACGCCUUCCGUCAAUGGCGGACGACGGGAACUGCCAAGCCAAAUUCUUCAAACUACAUCGGGAUCUUGUCUCUUGCUUGGUCCUACAUUCUCUCAGCCCGUUUGUUGGAACUUCAAAACCAAGAUGGUGCCGAGCUUGUUUAUACUAGCUCAACGGCAAACGGCUUGCUUUCCAGAAUCCUCCACUCAAAUCGGUGGUUCAAAAACUUAGAUACGGAACCCGCCGGGCGUAAUAUCGUAAACUCUUCGUAA
This is a messenger RNA of Penicillium hordei, 615 nucleotides long. RefSeq lists its product as uncharacterized. The transcript has a single exon. The record is from RefSeq and is a predicted model, not a curated record. Bases 1 to 615 code for a protein of 204 amino acids. Lineage: Eukaryota; Fungi; Ascomycota; Eurotiomycetes; Eurotiales; Aspergillaceae.